GGCUAGUGUCGACGUCUUCAGUCCGCGACAGUAAACUGUAAAACGAGAACGUGCGUCGCGCUUGUCCGGAGGAGCGAAAGUUAAAAUAAAUUAAACAAUAAAUCAAAAGAAAUUUAGAGGAAAUCCGGCGCAGGUGACUCAGCUGAGACGACAUGGAUGACGAGGAGGAAACAUACAGACUGUGGAAGAUCCGUAAAACCAUCAUGCAGCUGUGCCAUGACCGAGGCUACCUGGUGACACAGGACGAGUUGGACCAAACCCUGGACGAGUUCAAGAGUCAGUUUGGAGACAAACCCAGCGAGGGUCGCCCCAGACGCACAGAUCUCACUGUGCUGGUGGCACACAACGACGACCCCACAGACCAGAUGUUUGUUUUCUUUCCUGAGGAGCCCAAGGUGGGAAUCAAAACGAUUAAGAUGUAUUGUCAGAGAAUGCAGGAGGAAAAUAUCACACGGGCAAUCAUUGUUGUUCAGAUGGGCAUGACACCAUCAGCCAAACAGUCUCUAGUAGACAUGGCACCCAAAUACAUAUUGGAACAGUUUCUACAACAGGAGCUGCUUAUCAACAUCACAGAGCAUGAGCUUGUUCCAGAGCACAUUGUCAUGACAAAGGAGGAAGUGACUGAACUUCUGGCAAGAUAUAAAUUAAAGGAAAGUCAGUUACCGAGAAUCCAGGCUGGCGACCCCGUAGCUCGCUACUUUGGUUUAAAAAGAGGACAGGUAGUAAAGAUCAUCAGACCUAGUGAAACAGCUGGGCGGUACAUCACAUACAGGCUGGUGCAGUGACAGAAAGACAUUUUCCUGAAACAUUUAGGACCAGUGAAGGAAACUGAAGAGCUUUCACUCAUCCAAAUUGUGUUUUCUUGUAAUUACUGAUUUUGUAAAAUAAACAAUAAAAAAAAAA
Molecule: messenger RNA, 903 nt
Organism: Larimichthys crocea (large yellow croaker)
Lineage: Eukaryota; Metazoa; Chordata; Actinopteri; Sciaenidae
Gene: polr2eb
Product: RNA polymerase II, I and III subunit E, b
Exons: 8
Coding region: 153-785 (210 amino acids)
Biological process (GO): transcription by RNA polymerase II; transcription elongation by RNA polymerase I; tRNA transcription by RNA polymerase III
Cellular component (GO): RNA polymerase I complex; RNA polymerase III complex; RNA polymerase II, core complex
Molecular function (GO): DNA binding
Source: RefSeq, a predicted model, not a curated record